Molecule: messenger RNA, 5429 nt
Organism: Rhizophagus irregularis DAOM 181602=DAOM 197198
Lineage: Eukaryota; Fungi; Glomeromycota; Glomeromycetes; Glomerales; Glomeraceae
Biological process (GO): cyclic nucleotide biosynthetic process; intracellular signal transduction
Molecular function (GO): protein binding
Source: RefSeq, a predicted model, not a curated record
UUCGUAUAAUUUCUUGAUAUCUAUGACCCCACGGCGAUCUUCAGAAUUGGAAAUUUCCCCACCUUCUCCAUUUCGUACGCCUGAAAAAUAUCCUACGGGUGGCGGUCAAAAUAGACGAAAAAAAUCUCGCGAAGAAAGAGACUCAUUUUUGUCCUCAAUUUUUGGGUCACAUUCUCGCCCUUCUUCUCCAAGUUAUGAUCCUACUCUACAAUCAAUGAAUAACUUAGCAGCUAGAUCAUCAAAAAGAGGUGGUCUUGUUCGAAAACUUUCCGCUGGAAACGUAAAGUCUGGUUUAUUAUUACCUGACGAUGACGAACCAAGGAGAAAAUCUUUUGAUUCCUUACAGCCUAAUAUGAAUACUCGGUAUGGUGACUUUCCUCCAGAAGAAAUAGCGCCAUUUGUUUACCAGACAACUAACCCAGCGGACAAUCGCAAAGGGUCUUUUACUACUUUGUCAAGUAAUUCCGAUACUAGUUCUUAUAGAAUAACUCAUCGAAGAACAAAGAGCUCCGAUAGUGAUUCCGCUUUGGACUCUAGUAGUGUAUACAGCAUUAUUCAUCCGAUAGGGAAAGAAAAAGAAAAGAGAACUAUAUUUUCAAGAUUGCUUGGUAGGAAAAAUCCCAAAGAUAAAGAAACUUCGACUUCCGAAGGCAUACAUCGUAAAAACUCUGAUGCAGAAACAUAUACUCAUUCUCAUCCGAAUUUAAUUAUAACUCCUUUCGAAAAGGAUGAUUUUGCCCCAACGACUCCGGGUUAUAGCAGAUCAACUUCAUUGACAGGAAAGAGUGAAAAAAGCGAUCACCACCCUUGGAGACUUAAAAAAGGAAAUUCGGGGAGAAGGAAGGAAACCACACAAAAUGAAUUUAACUUGGACAUAGAUGAUAUGGAUGGCAUCAUAAGAAAUGAUAACCGCGAACAUCGGCUCUCGGGUGUUUCUAUAACAUGUGACGAAAUGUUGCAAGAAUCUUCAAGUGAUUGGACAUUAACACCAACGGGUAAUGCUGAAAUGUGGUCACCACCAGAAUCAUGGGCUGUUCGUAAGCCACAACAACUCUUUUUAGAUAAUAAUAUUAUGGAUGAUACUAAUAAUGAAAAAUUAAAUAGUGAUAACAAAAUGUAUUGCAUUCGGAUAUUUCGACCUGACGCAACUUUUGGUACUGUUAAUUGUUUCUUGAACACACCAACAGCUGAACUAUGCCAUAUGCUAGGAAAGAAGUUUUUUAUUCAAGAUAUAUCAAAGUAUAAUCUAUAUGUAAAGAGGCAUAAUUUAGAACGCGUAUUAUUACCGAAAGAACGACCUUUAAAAUUACAAAAACAAUUGCUCGAGCAAGCGGGUUAUACGGAAAAUGAUAAAUUAGAUGAUCUUGGACGAGAAGAUAAUAGUUAUUUAUUUCGGUUUACUUUUCGAGAGACAACAGUUCCUAGAUUUGAGGAAGAACAAGGCGCUUUAUCUUCUAUACAGCAUGUAGAUCUUCAAGCUCGAAAUUUACAGACAAUUCCAAUAUUUCUCUAUCGUCAAGCAUAUUUUAUUCGUUCACUCAAUGUUUCUCAAAAUCUUAUGCUCGAUCUUCCUACAGACUUUAUACAAUCUUGUCAUCAGCUUAAGGAGUUACAUCUUUCUCAAAAUGAACUAGAACGUGUUCCUCAGUCUGUAAAGCAAUCUCAAAUGCUUUCAACCCUUAAUCUUAGUUCCAAUCGUUUACGAGAUCUCGACCAUACACAAUUGGAAAAUGUUACAGAGUUAACGAACUUGCAAGCUGAUAACAAUUUAUUAACAAGUUUACCCAAAUCAUUUGCGAAAUUUCGAUGUCUUAACAUUUUGAAUGUUGCCAACAAUUCAUUUACAGAAUUUCCUCCAGUAAUCUGCGAUAUUAUUUCUCUUUCAGAAUUAGAUCUUAGUUUUAACAAAAUAACAUCUGUACCAAUGGAAAUCGGUAACCUUGUGCACUUGAAGAGAUUAUUUUUGAUUGGAAAUCAAAUAACGGGUUCAUUACCCACAAGUUUCAGUAAUUUAACUAGUCUACAAAAAUUGGAUAUUCGUCGAAAUCAAUUAACUAAUAUUGACGUUUUAUCUUUAGUACCAAAUCUUCAAGUUCUUCUGAUAGAGUCAAAUAAUGUGAGCAUAGUAAAGUUAUCGUCUAGCUCAUUACAAAAGCUUAUUUUACCAAAAAAUAUGCUUACCCAGUUCUCACUCAUGGGAAUUGGAACUUCAAUAACUGACCUUUCACUAGCUUAUUCUAAACUAAUAGAAUUACCUGAUAAGUUGUUUGAAGACCUUGUAUCUUUAGAAAAGUUAGACCUAUCUAAUAAUCAGUUAACAAAGAUCCCAAAUUCAAUUGGUUCUUUGAAGAAACUAGCACAUUUUUCGUGUACAAACAAUACCCUUUCGGCACUUCCUAGUGAAAUAGGUUCUCUAACGGCCUUAAGGGUUUUGGACAUUCAUAACAAUAACCUUAGCUCACUCCCUCCGGAGAUUUGGUAUUGUGCAGGUUUAGUAACAUUAAAUGUGAGCUCAAAUCUUCUUGAGCAAUUUCCUAUGCGACCGACUUCAUUUCCAGACGUUAAUCAAUCCAAUUCAGUUCGCCCUAACUCAUGUCUUAGUAACGCCCUUCGUGCAUUAUAUCUUGGCGAUAACAGUUUAACUACCGAUAUUUUUUCUGCCAUUUCUUUAUUUAAUGAACUGAGAAUACUUAAUCUUUCAUUCAAUUUAUUGGAUGAGAUUCCUACUGGCGGUAUUGUAAAUCCUCAUCUAACAGAGUUAUAUCUUUCUGGAAAUGAAAUAUCGUCACUUCCCGAUGACAUUGAAAAAUUAACCAGCUUGAGAGUGUUACAUGUUAAUGGAAAUAAAUUGCAAACUUUACCCGCUGAACUGAGUAAGAUAAGGAAGUUGGUCGUGUUAGAUGUUGGAAAUAACGCGUUAAAAUAUAAUAUUGCAAAUUGGCACUUUGAGUGGAAUUGGAAUUGGAAUAUUGAACUCAAAUAUCUUAACCUAUCAGGGAAUAAACGGUUAAAGAUUAAACAUGCACUUUUUAACGAACUAAACCCUCCUCGAGAUCGUAAUCUUGCUGAUUUUGGUGCUUUAACACGACUUCGUGUGCUUGGUCUUAUGGAUAUUACUCUUUUAGAUUUGAUAGUUCCUGACGAAACAGAUAACCGUCGCGUCAGAACUUCUGGAUCCGAGGUCAACUCUAUGUCAUAUGGCAUGGCUGAUACUUUAGGUACAUCAGAUAAUUUAUCCACGUGGGAAGCUGUAAUUCCUAAAUUUCGUGGUCGUGAGGAUGAAUGCCUAUUUGGAUUGUUUGAAGGUCGUGCUGGUACAAAUAGAGGUGGUCGAGUUACUAAAUAUCUUCAUGACUACUUUCAAUUAUUUUUCAAAACUGAACUCGAAAAGUUAAAAGAUUUUGAUACAGUAGAAUCAGCAUUACGCCGUUCUUUCUUAAGUUUAAAUAAAGAACUUGGUCUCAAAGUGUUUAAUUCAAAUAAUACAACUAUGGAAUUGGAGUACGCAUGGGAAUCUGAAAGCGCUAAUUCUGUUGCGUUAGGGAUUGAUGAUAAUAAAUCUGGUGCUUCUGGCAUAGUAGUUUAUAUAUCUGGCAUGAUACUCUAUGUUGCUAAUAUAGGUGACACUAAAGCUGUUAUAGGCCGUAAUAAUGGCAACGCUUAUGAAGUUGCAAGUAAUCAAAGUAUAAUUUCUCCUAAUGAGAUAGAGAGAAUCAGAGAAGCAGGGGGGUUCAUAUCACAUGACUGUUUGGUAAAUGGAGAAGUUAAUGUUUCCCGAUCAUUUGGUCAUUUUCAUUUGACACCUAUCAUUAAUGCUAACCCUUCUAUAGAAAAAAUCAAUCUUUCAGAACAGGAUGAGUUUAUAAUAUUAGCUACUCAUGGUUUAUGGGAUCGUAUGAGUUACCAAACAGCAGUGGAUGUCACAAGGACUGAAAGAGAUGAUUUAAUGCGUGCCGCACAAAAAUUGCGUGAUUUUGCGAUAUCUUAUGGUGCUGAAGAAAAUAUCAUGGUAAUGAUUAUUGGAGUUGGCGAUUUGUUUGAUCAUCGGCGACGUCGACGUUUAGGUGACCUUGAAGGUAAAGGUUUAUUGCAAGGUAUGGGUGGUGAGGAAACAACAUUUUACUUUGGCAAUAGAACAAAACGUAGUCGAAGGGAUGAAAAUCCAAGCGAUUCUACUAUAGCAAGAUUGCAAAAAGAAAUUCCGCCACCAAUUGGACAGGUUUCUUUGGUUUUCACCGAUAUAAAGAAUUCCACUUUUCUUUGGGAAACUAUACCAGAUGCCAUGCGAUCUGCUAUUAAACAACAUAACACUAUAAUGCGUAGGCAAUUACGUAAUAUAGGCGGCUAUGAAGUUAAAACUGAAGGAGAUGCUUUUAUGGUCUCUUUUCCGGCUGUUUCAUCGGCUUUAUUAUGGUGUUUUACUGUUCAACUUGAACUUCUGAAUGUUGACUGGCCAAGAGAAAUCAUUGAUUCAGAAGAUGGUAAAAUAGUUUAUGGAGGGGCUGAUAAUGAUUUAAUUUACAAGGGAUUAUCGGUUAGAAUGGGAAUACAUUGGGGAUCUCCAGUGUGUGAACCUGAUAUAGUAACAAAAAGAAUGGAUUAUUUUGGUCCAAUGGUUAAUAGGGCAGCAAGGAUAUGUAAUAAUGCUGAUGGUGGACAAAUUUGUAUAAGUUCAGAUGUUGAGGCCGAAAUUGGAUUAUUACACGGUAUGAUGGAUGGAGGAGAUAAUGAUUCGAUUUUUUUAAAGAAACCCAAUGAUGAAGAGGUGCAAGGAACGUCAUUUCAGUCUAAUAAUGGUGUUUUAGAUAAAAAUCUCAUUCAUUUAAGGAAAUUGGGUUUUGUAAUGAGAAAAAUCGGAGAAAGAAAAUUGAAAGGAUUAGAAAAUCCCGAAGUCUUGUCUUUGGUUUAUCCGGAGGCACUCAAAGGUCGAAUGGAAGAGGACCUAGCAAGAGAUCGUAUUUCGAAAUUAUAUGAUCCUCAAGCUCCACAAUCAUUGAAUCCAGCAAUUGUAAAAAUGAUUGGACAAUUGUGUCUCCGUCUCGAGCGUCUGUCAUCAGGCAAUGUAAUUGUUCGAAAUCCACGAAAUUCAAGGUUAGAUCUAUUUUUAUCGGGUUUAUCAUACGUUAAAGAUAAUGCUACCGAAGAAGAGUUAUUAAAAAUUAUGGAAAGUUUAGUUACAAGAAUUGAGAAUUCAAUAUCAACACUGUCUCUUACUCAAUUUGCACUCGGAGAUAUGUCUAUAAUGGAUAUUGUUAAAGCAUUACAAAUGUAUGCUCAAUAUAUGGGUAAGGUAUAAUAAAAAAAAAGAGAUUAAUAAUAGGAUGUAAUAAUUAUUUGAGAAAGACAUUUUUUAUUUUAUCAUUUUUUUUUUUUAAAAAAAAAAAUUUAUCUAAUUUUAUUAUUAUUAUUUUGAUGGACUUUUUAAGUAA